This is a messenger RNA of Leptosia nina, 225 nucleotides long. The record is from the annotation of a GenBank genome assembly. NCBI's taxonomy places the organism in Eukaryota, Metazoa, Arthropoda, Insecta, Lepidoptera, Pieridae.
AUGGGAGCAUCGUUUUACGUGGCCUUGUUUCGAGGUAGACCCGAUGCGGUGAAGUUAGCCGGCCAGUGUUCGUGCGACUUUCUAGCGUGGACUAACCUUGUUGGGAAGAGAACAUUGAUUUCUGCUCAACUCUCACUAACAUUGAUCUCUCUCACUCUGGGAAAUGCUAGAACUCACAAGUCGGAAACCAAGCAAGCUACGCUCGAUGUUUCCCACAAGGCAUAG